CACAGAAGUUCAUCUGCUCGUAACCAACAAAGCUGCGGAGGGAGAAAGCGCAGCUGUAAAGAUGCAGAAGACUUCCAGGCCCUCCAUGAUGGGAUUUGGAAUGGGAUUUGGAAUGGGAUAUGGAAUGGGCACUGCUCCAUUCUUCAAGAUGGUCGUGUUUGAGCAGGAGCACUUCCAGGGCAAGUGCCAGGAGUUCACCAACGAGUGCUGCAACAUCCAGGACUGCGGCUUUGACAACAUCCGCUCCGUCAGGGUGGAGUGCGGCGCCUGGGUGGGCUUCGAGCACCACGACUUCCAGGGCCAGCAGUUUGUGCUGGAGAGAGGCGAGUACCCUCACUGGGAUGCCUACAGCGGAAGCUUGGCCUACCAUGUGGAGAGGAUGAUGUCCUUCCGCCCCAUCUAUUGUGCUUCUCACCAGUGCAGCCGCAUGAUCAUCUUCGAGAAGGAGAACUUCAUGGGCCGCAGUGCCGAGGUGUGCGAUGACUACCCCUCCCUGCAGGCUAUGGGCUGGUGCAGCAACGAAGUGGGAUCCAUGCAUGUGCAGUGUGGAGCUUUUGUGUGCUACCAGUACCCUGGCUACAGGGGCCAGCAGUACAUCAUGGAGUGCGAGAGGCAUAGCGGUGACUACCAGCACUGGAGGAACUGGGGCUCCCACAGCCAGACCCCCCAGAUCCAGUCCAUCCGCAGGAUCCAGCACUGAAAGGGAGCAGACGAUACAAGCCCACUGAUACCAGCCCACCGAUAUUAGCGACCUGACAGCCACACCGACACACGUUACUGAAACACACACACACAUACACACACUGAUGUGUUGACUCUGCAGUGCUAUAGACACACCGAGACUGGCAGUCCGACGGAGACUGACACACAGCGAGGCACUGAGACACACUGAGGAACUGCAGGGAGACUGACACACGCUGAGACUUUGGGACUGUCCACACACACACACACACACACACACACGAGAACUCUGUAAUUCCUUAACCCAACAAUCCGGUCCAGCAUAUUAGUAUUAGUCAGUGAUGUCCACCUGGCCGUUGCCGAGGGUGAGCCGUACUGUGUAGAGGCACUGCAGCGAAUUGGGAGACAGGUGUCCAUGUCCAUGUCACGAAACUCAAGAGGAGCUGUGAAGACUGAGCUCCCCCGAUGCCUGUCACCCCUGUGUUGGCUAAUGCUAUUUAAUG
Scleropages formosus (Asian bonytongue) is the source of this 1184-nucleotide messenger RNA. RefSeq names its product beta-crystallin A1-like. The record is from RefSeq and is a predicted model, not a curated record. Gene Ontology annotation, biological process: visual perception; lens development in camera-type eye. The transcript has 6 exons. Lineage: Eukaryota; Metazoa; Chordata; Actinopteri; Osteoglossiformes; Osteoglossidae. Gene Ontology annotation, molecular function: structural constituent of eye lens. The coding region runs from base 62 to 700 and encodes 212 amino acids.